Cucurbita pepo subsp. pepo (vegetable marrow) is the source of this 1007-nucleotide messenger RNA. RefSeq lists its product as uncharacterized. Gene Ontology annotation, biological process: regulation of flower development. The record is from RefSeq and is a predicted model, not a curated record. Gene Ontology annotation, molecular function: DNA-binding transcription factor activity; protein binding. Lineage: Eukaryota; Viridiplantae; Streptophyta; Magnoliopsida; Cucurbitales; Cucurbitaceae. Gene Ontology annotation, cellular component: nucleus.
CCAAAUCAAAACCCAUAUGGCUUCCAUUCCUCAAUUCUACUCUGACUAUACACCAACGGGCGCAGCAAUGUUUCCUAAUGAUCUCUAUGAUCUGCCUCCUCCUACAACGCCGUCGACUGCGGGCACUCCUGGCGGCCCAUUCUGGGGCGAAGAAACCUUAGUUCCUUUGUUCCACGAGUUUGGCCUUCUUCACCCUCCUUCUCUUUCCCCAUCAUCCCAAUAUUGUUGUGAUGAUAAACCACCGCCACCCCUGUCCUCCGCCAUUGAUCCCACCUCCUUUCCUCAACUUAAUAUCCCCUCCAUUAAUGGAGGACGUCAAAACUCUUGCCUUGAUCAUCAUUUCCAUGAAUUUCAGGACGAUUGCUUUGGAUUGGUGCCUGAGAUCAAGCCACUUCACCAACCACUCCCUCCCCAUAAUUGGGAAAUCCAAAGCAAUGAAGUUCCUGUGGCUGAGGACUCGAACAUGAAGGUUGGCCGCUACUCUGAAGAAGUAAGAAAACAAAGGAUUCUGCGCUACUUGAAGAAAAGAAACCAAAGAAAUUUCACCAAAACCAUAAAGUAUGCAUGUCGGAAAACGUUAGCCGACAGAAGGAUUCGAGUCCGAGGGAGAUUUGCAAGGAACAACGAAGCAUGUGAUCAAGAACCUAAUCCAGCAAAGAAUGAUACUUGUAUUCUUCACAUGGACAAUGAAUUAGUAUACAACCAUGAGUUGGGUGUCCAGAUGAAAAAGGAUGAGGAGGAAUGGGAACAAGAAAUGAGGAGCCUGAUGUAUUUACCAUAUAUCAAUAGUUGAAGAGAUGGAAUUGAUGAGAAGAUCAAAAGGGUCAGCAAAACCAGGAAAUUAGAUUAAUUAAUUGAACUAUAUCGUCCUAGGAUUUUGAAGCAUAGGAGACCAACAGAAGGAAUCUGAUUAUGUUUAAUUAGUUUAAAUUAAUGAGAUCUCAAAAUGUGAUUCCUUUUGGUUGAGCAUUUUGUGGUGUACUUUGAUCCAAUGAUUCAAUCAAACA